GCAGCAUCCAAGACCGGUACGCCACCGUCGCAGUCGUCCUAUACCUAUUUACAAUCCGGUUUUAAUUUAACAGAAAAAUGAACUUCAACGAAAGGAUGCGUCAAUCGAAAGAAGAAAACCAGCAGCAAAAGAAUUUGAUGCCUGCAGCAUCUACCUCUUCGUACAAGGCCCCUUCUCCGCGACGCAAGGUUAUUUCACCCUAUCCUUCCCAUAAACCUUCCCCUUCCUCUUCAUCUAGUUCUUCUUCAUCUAUUCUGUUGUCUCUAUUGGCGCACAAAUCAGCAAGUGGCUCUGCAUCCUUCAUCCACAGGAUCGGAGCCGUCACUAUUGUCCCACGUCUUUCGAUGCAACUCCAAUCACACGAACUUAUUCUGGCCAGCGCCCGGUAUCAACAACAGCUAGCUCGUGUAUAA
Molecule: messenger RNA, 413 nt
Organism: Anopheles coustani
Lineage: Eukaryota; Metazoa; Arthropoda; Insecta; Diptera; Culicidae
Exons: 4
Coding region: 78-413 (111 amino acids)
Source: RefSeq, a predicted model, not a curated record